AUGCGGAUUCGCUUGAGCUGGGAGACGUUUGGCAGGCUUCUUCGAGUUUUCACUUCGAAGACAAAAGUCUUCGAACAAUGCAUCCUGCCCGUUUUAAUAUACGGUGCCGAGACGUGGACACUGACGAGGGCACUAGUGCACAAGUUUAAAGUCGCUCAAAGUGCAAUGGAACAGGCUAUACUUGGAGUAUUUUUAAAGAUAGGAUCAGAAAUGAAACUAUCCGCCGGAGAACGAGUUGAAGUGGCAGUGGGUUGGACACCUGCGUCGCAGGAUCGAUGGCCACUGAAGCAGACCUGGAGUUUAUACCGCGUGUUGGCCCUCCGGUCUGCUCGACAGACGAUCUUCGUAAGAUUGCCAGUGGCAGCUGGAUGA
Molecule: messenger RNA, 372 nt
Organism: Melitaea cinxia (Glanville fritillary)
Lineage: Eukaryota; Metazoa; Arthropoda; Insecta; Lepidoptera; Nymphalidae
Exons: 1
Coding region: 1-372 (123 amino acids)
Source: RefSeq, a predicted model, not a curated record